This is a messenger RNA of Lasiosphaeria miniovina, 1695 nucleotides long. Its product is annotated as Tannase/feruloyl esterase. The transcript is spliced from 2 exons. Bases 1 to 1695 code for a protein of 564 amino acids. The record is from RefSeq and is a predicted model, not a curated record. NCBI's taxonomy places the organism in Eukaryota, Fungi, Ascomycota, Sordariomycetes, Sordariales, Lasiosphaeriaceae.
AUGGGUACCUUGGACAGGCUCGCUGGCGGGCUGGCAAGGCAAGGCAAGACGCGGUCACCAGCUCGCCAUCACGCGCUUCAAUGCGUCACGGCCUCAUUCGCCAACGCCGUCAACCUCCCAGGGGUGACCGUGACGGUCGAGCGAGUCCUCGCGGUCCCCAACCGGGGCUCGUACGUAGAGCCCGGCAACUUAGGCUUCCCCCAAACGAUCGACGUGCUCCCCGCGCUGUGCGCCGUGACGGUCCGCGUGACCAACACGAGCGAUGUGCCCACCAAACCGGCAUCUAGCUACCGCGUGGGCCUGUUCCUGCCGGCCGCAAACAACUACAACGGGCGGAUGCUGACGGUCGGCUCGGCGUCGUUCGCGGGCGGGAUCAACUGGCCGGGGAUGGGCGAGGGCCCGCACUACGGCUUCGCGACCGUGUCGACGGACAACGGCCACAAUUCCGCGGGGAGCGACCUGUCGUGGGCGACGCCGGCGCGGCUCUACGACUGGGGCUACCGCGCGCUGCACGGCGCCGUGGUCGUCGGCAAGCUGCUGACGGCGCACUACUACUCCGACACGGAAGUCGCGUACAGCUACUACAGCGGCUGCUCGACGGGCGGCCGCCAGGGCCUGCGCGAGAUGGAGUACGACGCGCGCAGCUUCGACGGCGCGCUGAUCGGCGCGCCGGCGUGGGACACGUCGCACUUGAUGCCGUGGAUCUCGAAAGUCGCGACGUGGCAGCUGGGCAGCAGCGGCGCCGGCAAGCUGAAGGCCGCGCAGCUGAGCAUCCUCGCGGCCGAGGUCCUGCGGCAGUGCGACGCGCAGGACGGCGUCGCCGACGGCAUCGUCAGCGCGCCAGCAAACUGCGCGUUCAAUCUCAGCACGAUAACCUGCGGCGACGCGUCGCGGUGCGUGACGCCCGCGCAGGCGGCCACCGCGCAGCGCAUCUGGGGCGACUACGUCGUCGGCGGGCGGGGCGUGUACGAGGGGUUCGGGCUGAGCUCCGAGGACCAGUGGGCCGUCUACUUUGGCGAUGACAGCACGCUGACGGGGUUUGACUUCGACUACGAGCGGUACUGGGUGUAUAACCGGAGCAGCUACGCGUGGACCGACUACACGGACGGCGCGGUGGCGGACUCGGAGCGCGUCAACGCGGGGCAGGCGACGGCGGACGGCUUCGCGAACCUAGCGGGCUUCGCAGCCGGCGCGGGCGUCGCCGGGCGCCCCGGCAGGAUCGUCAUGUACCACGGGCUGGCGGACGGCUUGAUCUCGCCGCGCACGACGCAGCGCUUCUACAACCGCACCAUCGCCGCCACUGGCAGGACGGCUGACGUGGCACGGUCGUGGUUCAGGUUGUUUGAGGUCCCGGGGAUGCAGCACUGCUGGUUCUCGAACCGGUACAACGCGCCCUGGGACUUUGCCGGGUCUGGCCAGGCGACGCAGCUGCGGCUGCUGCCGACGUUGGGCGUGGGCCUGCCGGCGGUUGGUGAGGGGUGGUCGGUGCCGGGCCACCUCAACGACUCGCGGUACGACGCGCUGGCGGCGCUGGUGCAGUGGGUCGAGGCCGGCCGCGCCGUCGACCAGAUCAUCGCCACUGCGUUCAAUGCCGACUUCUCGGUCAACCGCACCCGCCCGCUGUGUCCGUUCCCGCAGCGCGCCGUCUACGGCAGCGGCAAUGUCAACAGCGCGGCCAGCUGGCGGUGUGCUUGA